AUGGAGGAGAGGGUGAGUCUGUUACAAUUCAAGGCAUAUGCCAAAUCAUCUUGCCCAGACAAUGCAGACCAUGUUCUCCCUUCAUGGGUUGAGGAUGAUCCCGAGAGCGACUGUUGCCUGUGGGAGGGAGUCACAUGUGCCAACCACACUGGUCACGUAAUUGAGCUCUUGCUUGUCGAUAUUGUUGGCACGUCAGACUGUGGAGACAAUAAACUAUCUCUGCUUAACAUAUCUAUAUUCCAGCCAUUUAAGGAGCUAAAGGUUCUUAAUUUAUCUAACAAUUGGAUUAAUGGCUGGAUUAAUGAGGAGGAAGGAGCUCCCUAUGGUUCUUCACCCACCUCACGUCUCUUAAGCAUCUUAAUCUUGCUGGAAAUUGGAUGGGAGGAUCCUUUCCUGUCCAAGAGUCAUCAGUUUCUGAAAAUUUGGAGACGUUGGACAAAAUAUUUGAUGUUAGGACUUGAUUUGUCAUGCAACAAUCUAGGGGGACAAAUUCCUUCGGCAUUGGGAAAUCUAUUCUCAAUCCACUCGCUGAACUUAUCUCACAACGGGUUGGUGGGAUCCAUCCCAACUUCUUUCUCAAACCUUACAAACUUAGAAAGUUUGGACCUUUCCUUUAACCAUUUGAGUGGGCAAAUCCCUGCGGAGCUUACCAACCUGAUGUUUUUAGAAGUCUUCAAUGUGACAGGCAACAAUUUAUCUGGCAAAAUUCCAGAUACGAAGCAAUUCCCAACAUUUGAAGAGAGUAGUCAUAAAGAAAAUCCAUUGCUUUGUGGACUGCCAUUAAACAAAAAUUGCACUGAGACACCACACUCGUCAAUGGUUUCUUUAGAUGAAACUGAUGGGAAAUGGUUUGAAGUUGAUUCUACCGUCUUCUAUGCAACUUUUGUUGUGACAUAUAUCAUGCUUUUGCAAGGGUUCGUGUCUGUUCUCUCUAUCAACCCUCGCUGGCGAAGGAGAUGGUUCCUUUUUGUUGAGCAUUGUGUGUAUUCUAGCUAUUAUUUUGCUUAUGACACUCUUCGAAAAUUGUCAACCAAAUUCUGGAAUUAG
Theobroma umbraticum is the source of this 1047-nucleotide messenger RNA. The record is from RefSeq and is a predicted model, not a curated record. NCBI's taxonomy places the organism in Eukaryota, Viridiplantae, Streptophyta, Magnoliopsida, Malvales, Malvaceae.